This is a messenger RNA of Lates calcarifer (barramundi perch), 1038 nucleotides long. RefSeq names its product complement factor H-related protein 4. NCBI's taxonomy places the organism in Eukaryota, Metazoa, Chordata, Actinopteri, Centropomidae. The record is from RefSeq and is a predicted model, not a curated record. The transcript has 5 exons. The coding region runs from base 112 to 930 and encodes 272 amino acids.
UUUACACUGCGAAGAAAUAUUUCAAUCUGAUCUGUACCACUAGGGGAAAAACAUUAGCUCAGCAACAUAUACUCUGGUCAGGGAGUCAUUCCUAAACACUGCAAUUCCAGGAUGUUCACAAUAAGACUCUUUCACCGUCUUUGGCUUUUUAUCCUGUGGCUGAACAUGGAUCCAUCUUUACAACAGAAUGCAAUAACAUGUAAACUGGACCUGUCACCACUCCAAGGAACCUCGUAUGAACCUGCUUUCAGAAAUGUGUUUUUACCUGGUGAAACAGUAACAGUAACAUGUGGAGAGAGGUUCUGGAUUUCUGACCCUCGGAAAAUCUCAGUAGUAACUACAUGUGAAGAAAACGGAGCUUGGAGUGUCAGACCAGUAUGCCAAGAGGUUAGAUGCAGCAAUCGGCGAGAACCAAACGUAUAUUGGUGGAAUGUCUACUGGGGACAACAAAUAUCCUUGGGUGAGACUGUAAAUUACAGGUGUAAGGAAGGCUACAGGAGCACAGAUGGCACCAACCAGGCCACAUGCACCAGAAAUGGGUGGAGCCCAGAUCCACUCUGUCAAGAGCUUGUGGGUUGUGGAACGCCACCACCCCUUACAGAUGGGGACAUCAAGACCACCACGAAAAGUCAGUACAGACACAAUGAGCGGGUUGAAUACAUGUGUCAGAAUUACUACACCAUGGAGGGUGAACCCUACAGAACCUGCAUCAAUGGUGAAUGGACUGGACAUGUGAGAUGCAUCGAACCCUGCAUUGUGAGUGAGGACGACAACAGACAACAUAACAUUACUUUAAAAUCAAGUGACAAUAAAUAUUUUGCUCAUGAUGAAAUAAUUGAGUUCAGGUGUAUCAGAGGAGUUCCUGUUGGUGCAGUGGCGAUGCGUCAGAGGUGUAAUAGUGGUGUUAUUCUCCUGCCUUCUUGCCAUUAAGCAUGUUAGUUUGUUGGAGGAAAUGUACAAAGCAAACAGUUAUUACAGUGAUGUACUUAUCCCCUGUCCCCACUUUAAUGUGACAUGUUAAUAAAACAUUCUGUCUGA